This is a messenger RNA of Venturia canescens, 3844 nucleotides long. RefSeq lists its product as uncharacterized. The record is from RefSeq and is a predicted model, not a curated record. Lineage: Eukaryota; Metazoa; Arthropoda; Insecta; Hymenoptera; Ichneumonidae. The coding region runs from base 300 to 3593 and encodes 1097 amino acids. The transcript has 15 exons.
UCAUACUUUUUUGGGCUUUUGUCCAACAUUCGGAGUGCUUUUGACCUACAUUUUAAUACGCCUGGGACAACUGUACACAAAAUCCUAAAGGAGUCAUAAAAAGACUCCAGCUUUUUUGACAAGUUUUUUAUUCAAAGUUUUUUACGUUCCCAUUAGUUCGUGCUGUAAUAUUGACUGUUGGGCGAAAAAAAUCGGAUUCUUUAUGCCAACGUUUCUGUGACAGUGUGAACAAUGGAUUGCAAAUCUUUGGUUUGAUAAAAUUUGUCGUUUUCUGAGAACGACAUCUGGGAAAUACGAAAAUGGGCUGCGCACCGAGUGGAGGAUCGGGCAAAAGCGACGGCGCCCGGCUGAUGGCAACCAAGCUCACAUUCACGAAAGAACAACUUGAGAAUCUCAACGGAUUCUUCCGUCAGACAAUCGAGCAUGAAUCGAACCAAAAUAGUGAUACGAAUCGCAUUGAAGCGAGUGUCGAGAAAUUGGUCCAACGUCUCGUUUCGGGGGUGGGGAAUUUAGAUCGACGAUUUUCCACAAUGUUUGUCGUUUCUCUGAAUGAGCGACGCCGAGUGAAGCAACUUAAGUUCGAGUAUCUCUUACGCAUCGAUGCUCUUUCGACUCCCGGGAUUUAUUCCGAGUGCGAGAGUGCCGCGAACGUUGAGGAAGAUUCGAGUUUGCCAGGAUUUGCGCGACUUCGUAUACGCAGCUCCGAGGCUGAGACGUGGGCCGAGUUCCUCGGUCCCGGUGGAAAACUGCGACGAGAUCUCGUGAGAGCUAAACUCGUGAAUCUAUUGGCAGCUGUUACCAAACAAGAACUGUCAAAAGAAGCUGAAGAAGGUUUUUGUCAAGCCCCUGGUCAAAUCGUGGAUGCUGAAGUUUUAGACAAAAUACUGAAGCAGCCCGACCACUGCAGAAUAUUUUUCGGUUCUGAUACGACCGAAGAAAAAAUGGAAGGCAAAGAUCAUCGCGUUGCCCUGGUCGAGGACGCGAGUGGCAUACUCUUGAGGAUAGGAAUGGACGAUGUUUCGAGCAGUACGAGUCAUGACGUUGAAGUGAGGCUUUUAAUUGGCGCAGGGGUUGCUUCGUGGUCAACACUAGCCGAUUAUCCACGCAGAGUGCCACUUCAUCACUGUGACGCGCUCAUUCACUACACAGCUGCGCAGAGUGGCAUGUACGCCGUCACCGUUGGACCGCAUCCCGGUGCUCGUUGCGAUGAUCGUGCCACUCUCUGGAGACUUCGGGUUCCCGCUGCCGAGACCAUCAUGACUCGGCAUUAUUCCGAGGAGAGCGUACCCGCUCUCUCGAGAUCCGUUCUCAUGGAGAUUAUCGAACAGCUACGCGGACGACGAACACUCAACGUGCCCAUGAAACAGAAGGAUUGUUUGAGAGUCGUGUCACGUCACAUCGUCGAAACGAUACAUUGGUGGUCGUUGGAAAGAGCAGGUCCUGAUCCACUGAGGAGCUGGUCGCCUGAUACUUUAUCUCGACACGUUUUACUGGCACUUGACGAGUUGGUCACGGCUCUCAAAUGUCAGAAUCUUCGGUGCUACUUUUAUCCCCGUUGCAACGUCAUGCUACAGUGUGCUAGAGGUGGCUUCUUACAUCACGAAGAUUCCUACGUUUCGGAUGCUCGACUUUUAGAAUCGUAUCUCACUGCCCUCCAUCGUUUCUCUACGACCUUAAUCCCGGUUGGGCUCAGACCGAGUGACGUCCUUGAGAAUGAACUUAUCACCCGGUGGAGACGCGUAAUGACGUCACUGCCAAGAGGAACCAUGAGUGGCCAUUAUGGUUACAGCACGAGACAGUUGGACUACAUUAGCAUAAUCGUCAAAGAAGUUUUGCGACUCAAAGACAACACGCUUCAGGCUCGUUUCGACGAAUGUUCUUUCUUGAGUUUUCCAACAUCUUCGCAAACUUCCGAGCCAGCCGAAAAUCUCUUAUAUCUGCUAACCCUCGUAUUGAAACAAGCGAGAGACCAAAUUUACGCAAUGACCGAUCGUCGCAAGCGCAAACGCCAACGUCUCGCUUCCCUCAAGGAUCGUGGUAAAUCGCGGUAUCACGAAGGAUCCGCUUAUUUUGAGAGAUCAGUGGAUGUUCUUCUUGAUGUAGUUCGACAUGACAGAGAAACAGCUUAUUUGGAUCUCGAGAGCGACCUUAUUAUGACAAAGACCCUGCUGAGAUGGCUCUACUUCGCGAUGGAAAACGACUUGAAGAUUUUGGGUCCAAUAUUGCGUCCAUAUCUGGGGAAUCUAUUCAACGCAUCCCACGAGAACGCCUGGCACGUCGAGUCCUGUCGUAAAAGAAGAGAGAUUUACAACUCGGAGAUGCGCUCAUUAGCGCUCUUUUGCAAACUCGUUACAGCCCAAGAAACGUCUCCGGCUGAUGGGAUCGUCGAGUCUUUAUCCAAGGGCUGGAAUUGGGCGGAACAUGUGACCCGCAUGAUCGAACGCUCCAACGAUGGCCUCAGGCUUGUUUUUCUAACGCCCCACAAGAUCCUAAAGUACAAUUUGACGUUUGCCAACAACAAAGGACUCAGCGCAUUCUCGACGUGGAGCAAGGCGAGAAACAUCGGAAACGCGACGAGGCGAGCUAUCAUUGCGAGAACCAACAUCAUUACGGCAACCGAUCGAUUGCCCAACUGGAAUGAGGGAACAGCGAGUGCUGAGAAGCUGAAUAAAGGUAUUGCAAGUCAUGUCGAGCUAAGGGACGCAAGCCCCUUGACGUACGUCGUCUCCAUGAGCCGCCGACGAGGACGACAACGAGGUCCAGGUGGCCUAAUACCAGCUCUAGUUGCGCUCAACAAGUUUAGGAUUCUUCAAGAGGCUGCCGCAGUCUUGCCCCAGGACGAGAGGGUUGCUAUGCUAGAUAUAGUUCAAAGAGUAUCCCGCGAGGCGUCUCGACGUCUGCGACGUACCAGCUGUCCCGAUCUCACUGCCUCUGGAUCUCCAAGACAAACAUACACGCCCAGAUCGGAAAAUCAAAUUCUGGAUCCAACCCCCGAACGCUUGUCUCCAAGCUCCAGACAGCGGAGGAUUAUCGCCGAACGUCAAGAACUGCUGCAUCGAGAAAUGCUCGAGAUUAACGACACCCUUACGAGAGGACUUCGAUCCAGGGCUCGACUGCCAACGUGGGACUCGUCCUCUGUCGCUUCCUGGACAUCGUCGAUCGGUUCGACCGGUAGAAGCAGAUUUAGGAAGAGUCGUACACCCAUUUGGGAAACUAUGAGAGGCACCUCGCCGAUGUGGGAUCGCGUAAGUAUCGAUGAAAACUUGGCGAAAAGUUGUUCGGAGGAAAUGAUGAGUCGAGAAGAGUCGCCAAAGUGGAAUUUGGAAAAUUGCCGUCGCAGAAACGCCCUUGAUCCCAUCGACGACGAGAGACUACCGUCGUGGGACUUUCUUGAGACUGCGUUGAAUCGUAAACUUGCCCGUUUCGAGAAUCAACAUGAGCAUCGUCAAUCUCGAGCUUCUCCAAGUUUUACCACCAAAAAUUCAUCCGUCGAUUAUCCUUCGAUGGCUAACGCGAGUAAAGAGUUCCCAAGGGAAAAUUUACAGCAGCAAAAAUCGAGGAGAAUCUCGAGCUCGAAAACAACGAACGAAUAGAGCAGCUGACAUUUUUGUUUUUUAAUUUUUUAACAAAAAGCCCUUAGUCGACUGUUUGAAUUUUAUUUAUUUAUCAUAAUUUCAAAACGUUUCACUCACUCAUUCAUUAAGCCUUAAAAAUUUUCAGUCAAUGAUUAUCUAAGUGAAGAGUCGUAUUGAAAAUGAAUGUAGUUAACACACGAAGCCGUUGAUUGGCCAAUAACGAAUCAGAUUUUCAACAAAAACAAAAAAUAAAAAUGCUCGUAUGCAGA